AUGCAGCAGACUGUCAUCCGUCUCAACAAAGAACGAUCUUCGGUUCGUGGCUUGCAAGUAUACAAGGAAGAUGUCCCGAAAGCCUCUAAGCAUGAAGUGAUAAUGAAGGUUCAUGGAGUGUCUCUGAACUACAGGGAUAUUGCAAUUGCCACUUCCCAGUAUCCAUUCCCCGUCAAGGACAACGUGGUCCCUUGCUCCGAUGCCGCCGGAGUUGUUGUCGAAGUUGGCGAGGAUGUACGAGAUAUACUAGCUGUCGGAGACCAUAUAAUUGGAACUUUGGAUUUCAACAAUCUCUUCGGCCAACAAUCGAACUGGCUAGGGGGACAAGGUGGGCCCGUUGAUGGUGUGCUUAGGGAAUACCUUGCUAUUCCUGCAAUUUCCGCGGUCAAGGUGCCUAAAGAUUGCCCUCAGACCUUCAAUGAGUGGUCAACUCUUGUUGUUACCGGUGUGACCGCUUGGAAUGCGCUAUACGGUAACGUGCCUUUACGCCCAGGCCAGAUUGUAUUGCUGCAAGGCACUGGAGGUGUUUCUAUUACCGGGCUUAUUCUUGCUAAGGCCGCAGGAGCGACUACUAUCAUUACUUCCUCAAGUGAUGAAAAGCUUGAGCUUGCUAAGUCGAAGUAUGGGGCUGGUAUGGUUGUAAACUAUAAGAAACACCCUGAAUGGUCUAAAGAAGUUCUUCGGCUCACCAAUGGUGAGGGCGUGGAUUUCAUACUUGAAACUGGUGGCUCCGGCACAAUCUCCGAGAGUAUCAACUGCCUCAAGAUGGGAGGAAAUGUUUCGGUUAUUGGAUUUUUGUCCCGUGCUAAGCAACACGGGAUGCCGGAUGUUGCUUCGCUUGCUUUAGCAAAAGGUGCCACCAUUCGCGGUAUCCAAGGGGGUUCAACUCAACUUCUUCAGGAGGUGGCCCGUUCUGUAGCGCGCAACGGUCUUCGUCUACCCGUGGAGACAGUUUACAAGUUCACGCUGGAAGAUGUGAUCAAGGCCUAUGAGUUUCUUUCAUCUGGUACGCACGUGGGUAAGAUUUGCAUUCAAGUUAUUCAGUAG
Molecule: messenger RNA, 1047 nt
Organism: Penicillium atrosanguineum
Lineage: Eukaryota; Fungi; Ascomycota; Eurotiomycetes; Eurotiales; Aspergillaceae
Product: zinc-dependent alcohol dehydrogenase family protein
Exons: 2
Coding region: 1-1047 (348 amino acids)
Molecular function (GO): oxidoreductase activity
Source: RefSeq, a predicted model, not a curated record